Microtus ochrogaster (prairie vole) is the source of this 2391-nucleotide messenger RNA. RefSeq lists its product as uncharacterized. The record is from RefSeq and is a predicted model, not a curated record. Lineage: Eukaryota; Metazoa; Chordata; Mammalia; Rodentia; Cricetidae. Gene Ontology annotation, biological process: regulation of transcription by RNA polymerase II. Gene Ontology annotation, molecular function: RNA polymerase II cis-regulatory region sequence-specific DNA binding; DNA-binding transcription factor activity, RNA polymerase II-specific.
AUCACAAGAAGGGGCUGUGGAUAACGAACUUCCGCUUUCAGUCUUCUAACUUAACCUUCUCCCCUAACUUAUACGAGUGUUCUUCUCAGCGCUGGGCUUGGAUCCCUGACAUGGAGGAAAUGCUGUCUUUCAGGGAUGUGGCCAUUGUUUUCUCUGCAGAGGAAGGUGAAUACCUGGGCCCUGAUCAGUGGAAUCUGUACAGGGAUGUGAUACUGGAGAAUUACAGCAACCUCGUGUUCCUGGGUCUUGCUUCCUCUAAGCCUUCCCUGAUCACAUUUCUGGAGCAAACACAAGACCCUUCAGACAUGAAGAGACUCACAGCAGCUGCCAUGGAAACAGGCAACAAAUACUAUACAGGCAAAGAAUUUGGCAUAACCCUUCCUUGGAACUCACAACCUAUUAGUCACCAGAAAAUUAACUUAAGAAUGAAGCCAGAUAAGUGUGAAGAAUGUGGGAAAGCCUUCCGUUCUCCAUCGUUACUUUGUGUGCACAAGAGAAUUCACACAGGAGAGAAACCCUACAAUUGUGAUAUAUCUGCUGAGGACUUCUGUUUCCCAUCACGACUUACUGAACACAAGAGAAUUCAUAGAGGAAUAAAGCCCUACAAGUGUGAAGUGUGUGGCAAAACCUUCAAACAUCCAUCAAUACUUCUUAUACACAAGAAAAUCCAUACAGGAGAGAAACCCUACAGGUGUGAAGUGUGUGGCAAGGCCUUCCAUGUUCAAUCACAACUUUCUGUACACAAAAGCGUUCAUACUGGAGAGAAACCCUACCAGUGUGAAGUGUGUGGCAAGGCCUUCUGCAUUCCAUCAAGACUUUCUGUACACAAAAUGAUUCAUUCAGGGGAGAAACCCUACAAGUGUGAAGUGUGUGCCAAGGCCUUCUGUACUCCGUCACGGCUUUCUGAUCAUAAGAGAAUUCAUACAGGAAUUAGACCCUACAGGUGUGAAGCGUGUGACAAGGCCUUCUGUUUUCCAUCACAACUUACUGUACACAUGCGAAUCCAUACAGAAGAGAAACCCUACAGGUGUGAAGUGUGUGGGAAGUCCUUCAAAUGUUUAUCAGUACUAUCUGAACACAAGAGCAGUCAUACGGGAGAGAAACCCUACAAGUGUCAUGUAUGUGGCAGGGCCUUCAGUUUUCCGUCACGAGUUUCUGAACACAUGAGAAUUCAUACAGGAGAGAAACCUUAUAAGUGUGAAUUAUGUGGAAAGGGCUUCUAUAUUCCAUCACAUCUUUUUGUACACAAAAGGAUUCAUACAGGAGAGAAACCCUAUGAGUGUGAAGUAUGUGGCAAAGCCUUCAAUACUUCAUCAGGACUUUCUGUCCACAAGAAAAUCCAUACAGAAGAGAAACCCUACAAGUGUGAAGUGUGUGGCAAAGCCUUUAAGCGUCCAACAGGACUUUCUGUCCACAAGAAAAUUCACACCGGAGAGAAACCCUACAAAUGUGAAGUGUGUGGCAGGGCCUUCAGUAAUCCAUCAGGACUUUCUAUACAUAAGAUGAUUCAUACAGGAGAAAAGCCCUACAAGUGUGAAGUGUGUGGCAAAGCCUUCAGAGGUCCAUCAGGACUUUGUGUACACAAGAAAAUUCAUAAAGGAGAGACGCCCUACAAGUGUGAGGUAUGUGGUAGGGCCUUCUAUAUUCCUUCACAACUUUCUGUACACAAAAGGAUUCACAUAGGAGAGAAACCCUACAAGUGUGAACUGUGCGGAAAGGCCUUCCAUUGUCCAUCUGGACUGUCUGUACACAAGAGAAUUCAUACAGGAGAGAAACCCCACAAAUGUGAUGUAUGUGGCAAGGCUUUUACUCGUCCUUCUGGACUUUCUAAACACAAGAGUACCCAUAUAGGAAAGAAAAAAUACAAGUGUAAAGUAUGUGACCAGGCCUUUACUGGUCCAUCAGGACUAUCUAAGCACAUGAAUAUUCAUACAGGAGAGACCCUGUAAGUGAAGAGUGUGUCAUUCAUCCAUCAGGACUUUCUGAACACAAAAGAAUUCAUACAGAAGAGAAGCCCUAGUGUUUUGACAUAUGUGGCAAGGUCAUCCAUGCUGUAUCAUUACUUAAAGUACACAGAGACUUCCUAUAGGGGAGAAACCCUACAACUGAGAAGUAUGUGGGAAAGCUUUCUGUUUUCCAUUACUACUUUCAGAAGCAAGAGCAUUCAUAAAGGAGAGAAAGUGUGCAAUCUAAAAUAUGUGGUGAGUUCUUUAGAACUUUCUGGAUUAUUUAUUCUCACUUGAUAAUCCACAAUAGAAAGAAACCCUGCAAUUAUGUGUGAGAGAAAGCCUGUGAAGAAUAUGCCAAGGUCUUGUGCACUUACGAAAAACUUUUGAAACACCUGAUAAUUCAUACCGGAGAAAAAUGCCAUUAGUGCCAAACAUGUUUUUU